GAGGCUGUUAUUAGAAGCGACAAGAGCGAACAAACGAGAUAAGAGAGAGGCUACCGCGUAACAUCUACUGCGUCCCUCUUGCCGUCAGUGUAUCGUCGCAAUGCCAGCCCCACGAAAGGUCUCCAUCGUGCAGAAUCUCCUGCGCCAGGGCUCGUCGUCUCAGCGCCUGCCGGCUCGUGUGAAAGUGAUCACACUCACACCUCCCCAUCACACCUCCAUCAGAACGUGAUAGCUCCAAAGUGGCUAAUAGUCCUACGCUAAUGGAAAAGUUUGAAGGCUGCCUCGUGGGGGUUUUGCUAGGUGACUGCCUUGGCGCACCCUUCGAAGAAGAUUUAGCCGGGAAGAAUGUUCCAGACAUCCCCACGUUCUUUCAAAACCUAAUGAAGAACAACGUUGUCCCAGGUCCAUCAGCAGGCCGAAAUUUCCGGCCGUCGAAAGCUUAUCCAGGGCGCGGAGAGUACCAUUACACUGACGACACAGCCAUGACAUUCUGCCUCGCAAGGUCCCUGCUAGAGAAAAAGGAAUUUGAUGCUGCGGAUGUGGCAAGGAGGUUUACGACCGAAUAUUUCAACAACCAGGAAUGCUUCAACGAAUACGGCAACGCUGUUCGAGACGUGUUCAGGAAACUGAAAAACAGCAACUACCAUGACCCUUAUAAACCUGCAAAGGAACAAUUCGGAGGACGCGGGUCCUACGGAAAUGGAGCCUCGAUGAGAGUUGCUCCUGUUGCACUUCUUUACAAGAGCGACAUCGCCAAAUUAAUUCAGGUGGCGAGAAGUCAAGCCCAGUUGACGCAUAGCCACAAGACUGGCUACAAUGGUUCCAUUCUUCAGUGCCUGGCUAUCUACUUGGCAUUGAAAAGCAACCCUGAAACUCCAUUGGACGUCAUAGGCUAUGUCGAUAAGCUGCUGGUAUUCAUGGAUGAGCUGGAAGAAGGCACGGAUGGCUUUAAGCCGUUCUGCUUUAAGCUGAUGGUGAUCAGAAAGAUCCUCAGUGAUCCUACGCAAGAUCCAACACCAGCGGAAAUCGCCAAGGAGAUUGGCAACGAUAUCACGGCACAGGGCUCUGUUCCAACAGCCAUCUACUGCUUCCUGAGAUCGCAAAGACCCCUUUCCAGUCUCGAUCACGAGAGCCCGUUCGUUCGAUGCCUGCACUUCGCCGUGUCCUGCGGUGGAGAUACGGAUACGAUAGCGUCUAUGGCCUGCGCCAUCACCGGAGCCCGGCACGGCAUCGGCGCCAUCCCACGAGUGUUCCAACGGUUGUGCCAAGGUGUCGACGAAAUGACCUCUAUAGCCGACACUAUAGAGGAAAUCGUCAACAAGUGAAGGCUGCUCGCACGUCAUCUUGAUGUUCUCGCAGAAUGCUCUUAACUUAUAAUUACCCGAAUGUAUUCUCGGGCUCAGUUUUAAACAUGAAGUCUAUAAAGGUUCAGGGCUCAUC
Ornithodoros turicata is the source of this 1440-nucleotide messenger RNA. RefSeq names its product ADP-ribosylhydrolase ARH3-like. Gene Ontology annotation, cellular component: mitochondrion; nucleus. The transcript is spliced from 8 exons. NCBI's taxonomy places the organism in Eukaryota, Metazoa, Arthropoda, Arachnida, Ixodida, Argasidae. The record is from RefSeq and is a predicted model, not a curated record. Bases 261 to 1325 code for a protein of 354 amino acids.